AUGAUCGAGGUGGUCUAUGCACUUGAGAAGCUCGGAACAAAGGUGAUGUGGCCACCAAAGAUGAGGUCCGACACAAGCACCAGGAAGUCUGAUGCCUUUUGUGAGUUCCACCAAGACCAUGGACACAAGAUGAAAGACUGCCACGCUCUAAAGUUAGAACUGGUGAACCUGUUGCAACAAGGACACCUUAAAGAGUUACUCAGCUACAAAGGUAGGAACACUUUAGCAAGGGGUCAAGAAUGCCCAGGCCCACCAAAUCUGCCUUCGCCCGCUUGCACAAUCAACCUAAUUAUUGGUGGCAGCAACGACGCCUCAAUCAAUGGCAUCAAGUUCACCGCCACUCAAAAACUCAAACGAUCAAUCACCCACGAACGGUAUGAUGGCCUUGAAGAGAGUAUCAUCUUCAAUGAGUUAGAUGCCGACGGUUUAACUUUGCCUCACAAUGAUGCACUUAUCAUUACUUUACGAAUCCUUGAUACUAAUGUUAGGAGAAUUAUGGUGUAUGACAGAAGCGGAGCGUGCAUCAUCCAUCCUCGAGUCCUCGCACAAAUGGGACUUGAGGAAAAGAUAGUGCCGCACUUCAUAACACUAACCGGUUUUAACAAUACAGUUGAACAAACUUCGGGCGAGAUCACACUCCCCGUCCUCACCGAUGGGGUGACGCUGGAGACCAUGUUCCACGUCAUGGAUCAGGACACGACAUAG
Nicotiana tabacum (common tobacco) is the source of this 705-nucleotide messenger RNA. Lineage: Eukaryota; Viridiplantae; Streptophyta; Magnoliopsida; Solanales; Solanaceae. The record is from RefSeq and is a predicted model, not a curated record.